CCAAUCACAAUGCUGGGGGCGGGACUAAAGAUGAAACAGCGGAAGAUUCAAAACGAAGAUGGCGGCUGAAGAUGAUACCCAAAACAAUUACAAACUGGACAGAAGGGGGACGAAAUGCAGUGUGUUUAUCAGCCAGGAAAAGACAAACAUUAGCCAGCCGGUGAUCUUUAAUCCAGACUUCUUUGUGGAGAGGCUGAGAUAUGAGCAUCCACAGGCCUUCACGGAUCUGGUACUUUGCAAUAUAACUCGACUCAUAGACCUUCCAGGGGACGAGUUUGCCCAGCUCACUGGAGACUGUGAGGCCAAGGUGCCCUCGUCCAGUGGCUUUCUGCGCUCCUUCAACUUCCUGAAACGAAAAGACAAAGGAGUGGUUUUUGGUGCACCCUUAACUGAAGAAGGAAUAGCACAUAUCUAUCAGCUCAUUGAAUACCUGAGUAAAAACCUUCAUGUGGAGGGGUUGUUCCGUGUGCCAGGCCACAGCCUUAGACAGGCAGCCCUGAGGGAGAUGCUGAACGCUGGGGCAGAGAUAGAUCUAGAGACAGGCGACUUCCACCCCAAUGAUGCUGCCACGUUGCUCAAAGCCUUCCUGGGAGAGCUGCCUGAGCCUCUGCUUACGCACAGACACUAUCAUGCUCACCUGAAGAUUGGAGAGCUGACCCGCUUUGAUGAUAAGGGAGAUAAGACGAACAUACCUGACAAGGAACGCCAGAUUGAGGCAUUUCAGCUGCUUUUCAUGCUGCUCCCACCAGCCAACCGCAGCCUGUUGAAGCUUCUUCUGGACUUGUUGUAUCACACCGCCCGCAAUCAGCACAUUAACAAGAUGUCUGCUAUCAAUCUAGCCACAAUGUUUGCUCCACACAUCAUCUGGCCCAAAAAUGUGAUGGCAAGUGAUCUGCAGGGAAACAUUGAGAAACUGAAUAAUGGCAUAGCGUUCCUCAUCAGACACUCACAAAAACUAUUUAAGGCACCUGCAUAUAUCAAAGAAUAUGCACGCCUAUACUUCACAGGAUCAAAAACUCUUCAAUCAAAGGAUGACCUGACACUCUGUUCUGGGACUAAAGAUGGCACCUUGGCUGUGGUAGCAGCCGCCUCCCCUUCUCCCUCCAUGAGAACAAUCAGUGUUGAUGACAGCAGCACCUGCACAAUCGGGUCAUCUGAGUCUCAGAGUUAUACUGAAUCAGCGCUCAAAGAGCUGUACCAGCAAGUCAACAACAUGCCUGAGUCUGCCAAAAAGAAGAAACUCAUCAGACAGUUUGAGAAGCAGCCUUUGCUGACACCUUCGGCUGAGUCUCGGACACCAUUCAGCAGGAAACAUUGGCGUUCACGCUCUUUGGGUGGAAUUAUCAAGAGGAAGGUGUUGGGCAGCCAAAUAUUAACAGAGAAAGAAAACAGCAGACUGCAGAGUCCUGUACCCAGCAGUUCAGUUGAUCGACAGGGAAGAGAAAACAGCACUUGUGGAGGAGAUUAAUAGUCUUUAAAAGAGUGUCCUCUUCACAACUAAGGAAACAUCCAUCUUAACCGUUGAUGGUAUUAAAGGAUUUUCUGAAGGCGUCCACACAAACCAAACGGUGUAAUGUACUAUACAGCUUUGUUUUUUACGUCACUUUUAGAUCUGUACUCUGCUGUUUUUUUUAAGAUUUCUGAAAAAGUGAGGUUUGAGACUGAGAGGUAAAUAAUAUAGAAAGGAAAUCACCAGAAUUUCUUUGCGGUCUUGUAAGUUUUAAGCCAAGAGACAAAGGUGAGGAAGUUACAUGGUUUAAUGCAAUUUACUUAAACCAGUUUUCUUACCCAGUCUACAAGUUCUUCUUGACAUUUAAUUUCAUUUUAUCUUGUUCACUCCAAACUUAAUGAUGCAAGUGACAUCUACAUUUACUUGUGUACAUUUGUAGGUGUUUAGCUUUACCAUUGACUAAAAGCUUUUUAUUUAAUUCCCAAACGUCUUUGUAUUUAUUCUUUAUUGGACGUGAAUUUUUCAAAUCCUGGAAUCCAGCGCAUCAGGUGUAUUGAUAGAAUAUGGUGUGAAGAUUUUUUUAUUUAAAUGUUAGAUUUGCUUGUAAGUUGUAGUAAGCUCAAGACUUUUAUUAGAAAAGUGGUAAAUUCAAAGAUGUGCCUUAAAAUGAAUAUAUCUAAAGUUACUGUAUGUUGCAAUUUUUAUCUAGCAUUAAGUAUAUAAGAUUUUUCUUUUAAGUUCCCCAUAGCUUUCAGAAUAUGCUGAAAUUUCUAUAAUGAAUACACUUGUGUGUCAGUACAGUACGGGAGUAGAGGCUAAAGAGACUGAAGAUAGAACAUGGGAGAUCGAGUGAAAGGCCAAAGGAUCAGCUCGUGUAGAUUAUAGAGAUGUCUUUGUGUUUCAAUACUGUGAUACUUUUAAACUACUGCUACUUCAGAUGCCAUCUUGUUUUUACAUGGUAUAUCUUUAGUUUUUCACAGACAAGUUCUGAUUCUUAUGCAACUCAGUAUACAGUUUUAUAGCUUUAUAUAUGCAUUUGUAUUUUUACAGUUAUUCAGCUAUUAAGUGCAAGAUUUUUUAUGUUUUAAUUUUAUGGUCUAUUUUAUGUUUUUUGAUUUUUCUGUUAUUGGGUGAAUGCAAAUGAAGAUGAAAUUGUUUGCCUUUUAUUGUGGUUGUUAACCCAGUUGCUUUCUGGGAGGGUUUUGAACCACUAAAACUUUUUAAACCUCCUUGUUGUCUUACUCUUUCAGUAGCAGUUUCCAAUUCAGUGGCCAUUCUGCUUAGCUGUUACAAUUUAACCAUAAUGUGAUAAAUGUCAUAUGGUCAACUAGAUGGACUGUGUAGACUGAUGAUAUUGAUGCUACUGUGAAGCUAUGCAACUCAGUGUGAUUAAAAGACUUCAAGCUA
Molecule: messenger RNA, 2857 nt
Organism: Thunnus maccoyii (southern bluefin tuna)
Lineage: Eukaryota; Metazoa; Chordata; Actinopteri; Scombriformes; Scombridae
Product: rho GTPase-activating protein 19-like
Exons: 11
Coding region: 59-1468 (469 amino acids)
Biological process (GO): regulation of small GTPase mediated signal transduction; signal transduction
Cellular component (GO): cytoplasm
Molecular function (GO): GTPase activator activity
Source: RefSeq, a predicted model, not a curated record